Kuraishia capsulata CBS 1993 is the source of this 1770-nucleotide messenger RNA. RefSeq lists its product as uncharacterized. The coding region runs from base 1 to 1770 and encodes 589 amino acids. Gene Ontology annotation, molecular function: mRNA binding. Lineage: Eukaryota; Fungi; Ascomycota; Pichiomycetes; Pichiales; Pichiaceae. The record is from RefSeq and is a predicted model, not a curated record. The transcript has a single exon.
AUGUCUAGAGAGAACUCAGGAAUCGAUCCUACGAGUAUAGACAUCAUGAACUCGAUACAGACCCAGCCGCAACUGGUGAGCUCUGGUUCCGCCAGCAAUGUGAACGUGUUUUCUUCUACUUCGCCAAACAUAGGAAGACAGCUUUCGAAUGGAAACGUGAACUCCGGCCUAAACAACUCAAUGGCCCAAUUAUCGCUGAACAACUCUCUUCCUCCGCAACAGCAGCAAUUUCAAAGCUUUUCAAUUCGUGUGAAAAAUGUACCUUUGGACAUUUCUCCAAGAGAAGCAUACGUGCUGUUUGCACUGUCUGACGAUCUCAUCAGUGUUGAACUACAAUAUAGUACUCCAAUUCAUGGCAAUUCUUUCAGCACGGAUAGUGGGGAGCUUUCGACAUCUCCUCUCGCUAGUCCCUCGAGCAUCCCUACGAUAGUGGCCAGAUUCGGCUCCCUGAAGUCAGCUCAGACUGCCGCAGUCAAAUUGGACUCCAAGAUGGUUUUCGGCCACAAUUAUCACCCUGUCAAGAUUGAAUUUGAGGAGUUGAUGCAGAGCAUACAAACAAACGCAAACUCUAUUGGAAAUUCGCCUCUUUUAUCUUCAGCCGCAGUUGCUGCUGCCACCAACGGUUACAUCACAUCACCACCAAACUCGGGCUCGACCAUGUCUGGAGGUGUGGGGAACGGGUUGCCUCCAUUAUCGCAUGCGGGGUCUUUCAGUAUCAAUAACGGUUCAAUGCCGCUGCAGCAGAGCCAGUCGCAGCCUCAAUCCCAGCAGGGCCAACUUCCUAGUUCUGCGAACGGUUUCAUGCAGAAAAGGCCUUCUGUCGGGUCACAGAGGUCCAGGUUUUUGUUUGGAGACUCAUUCAACGGUGUUGACGAUAUAAACGCUGGCUUGAAUGGCAAGUCUAUACUGCUGAUGGAGUCGCAAAACGAUGCCAGGGAGUACGAUCAGUUGGUUAGAGGAGGUCCAUGGGGCUCGAACGAAAGCCCCAACUCUGUGCCACCUCCCAAUAUUCAGCAGCCGCAGCAGCAGCAAAUUCAAGGUCAGGCCCCCAAUAUGGAUUGGGAUAGAAGAAGACAAGGAUCUGCAUUCUUCUCGAAUCCCCCUACGAGUCAGGGACAACCAACUCCUACUGGGUUAGGAUCAGGUUCUCUGCAGCAGAGCCAGGUUCCGCAGUCCAAUAACCAGCCCAUGCAAAUUCCCUCCCUGGGCCAACCCAACGUUUCUUCUUCGAACACUAUCACAUCUCCACAGGCUCAACCCCAAUCUCAUCAGGCAUCAAUUCCUGAUCUUUCGCUUCUCGCAAGAGUUCCACCACCAGUGAACCCGGCAGACCAAAAUCCGCCCUGCAACACUCUUUACGUGGGAAACUUGCCUCCAGAUGCUACUGAGGCAGAAUUGAGAGCGUUGUUUGCCCCGCAGCAGGGUUUCAGGAGAUUGUCGUUUAGAACCAAAGUUUUGAACCAAAACGGUGCUGCCUCCAACGUCUCCCAUCAUUCUCAUGGUCCCAUGUGUUUUGUUGAGUUUGAAGAUGUUGCCCACGCUACCAGAGCUCUGGCGGAGCUCUAUGGCCGUGCCCUUCCAAGACCAGGUGGAGUCUCAGGGAAAGGUGGCAUCAGACUGAGUUUCAGCAAGAACCCCCUUGGAGUUAGGGGUCCUGGCCAGCAAAGAAGAUCAUCCACUAACGCUGGUUUUGGAUAUCAGCAAUCCCAGCCUCAAACUCAAUUCCAGCAACAACAGCCUCUUGCUCAACCGCAAACCCAGCAAAAGUAG